Molecule: messenger RNA, 546 nt
Organism: Lodderomyces margitis
Lineage: Eukaryota; Fungi; Ascomycota; Pichiomycetes; Serinales; Debaryomycetaceae
Gene: MSO1
Product: Mso1p
Exons: 1
Coding region: 1-546 (181 amino acids)
Source: RefSeq, a predicted model, not a curated record
AUGCAACACAGCAACACAGGAGGGGGCUUUUUCUCCAAAAUCAGAGAAAACUACAGCACCAGAUUUGCCAAUCUUUCGUUGUCGUCACCCGUAGAAAAAGAUGGUUCGACAGAAGAUGACACCUUGAUUCAUCGUGCGUUUGUGAAAUACUAUGAAUCAAAGGGUCUUCCCUAUCCAGAUUGGCUCGGGGUGAAAACAUUUGAUCAACAGCAUUCCAAUCAACAACAACCGGCAUAUGGCCGAUCGCAAAGUUAUUCCACUGGGGCUAAUAAUGGCGGAGGCCAUGCAUAUCGGGGCCACUCAUCUUCGUCACAAUUUCAACCGGUACGGCAGGAUAACUUAUUCAACAAGAGUUACGCCCAAAGGUCUUUCAACCAACAGAGACAGGAUGAAAAUGAUGCUAACAUACAACUACAAGAACAAGGACAAGGAAAAGCCCCACCACCAUUUCAGAGAAGUUCGAGUAAAUUACAAGACAUGUAUAACAAAUCUCGACAACAAUCAACGCCAGGAUCGGGAUAUAAUCUCAGUAGGUACAGUCGUUAG